AUGGCGUUAUACGACAUCUUCACCAGUUCUACCUCUCUUACCAGUCCAUUCCCUCUGACAGUCGGAAUCCUAUCCAUCUCGCUGUCCUGGGUGCUCUGGUACCGGCGACGAGGAAAGCAGACACAGAGUCAAAAUAAUGCUCCCCCGUUUUACCCAUUUGAUCCAGCUACUCUGGACCGAAAACAGUCCAAACCCCCAAUCCUCACCUUCGGAGACUCAAUGGUCCUACCAAAUCGCUACGCGCAUGAGAUCCGGAACAACGACCUUCUCAGCUUUCGAGAUGGAUUAGAGAAAGACUUCCUAACCACAGUCCCAGGCCUGGAAGCCCUCUUCACAGGGACAUUCCAUAACGACAUCGUCUGGGACACAGCAUCGGCAUUCUCGCGCAAAAUAGGCCUGCUGAUUGAGCCGCUAUCUACAGAGACAGGCGUUUUCUUGCAGGGAAACUGGUCUGAGGAUACAGAAUGGCACACCAUCCCGCUGAACGAGUCCAUGCAGCUCCUCAUCGCCCAACUCACAGCCCGAAUAUUCGUCGGAAAGGAGCUCUGUCGUAACAGCGACUGGAUCCAGAUUGCCCUGGGUUAUACCGCGAAUCGAGCAGCCGCGAUUAAGGAAUUGCAUCAAUACGGCCGCCUUAUUCCGAUUGUACAUUGGUUUAUCCCGUCUUGCAGGGCGUUGAGAGCUUGUGUUAGGGAUGCUAGGCCGCUUGUUGAGAGUAUUUUGACUACUCACAGGAAGACCCAGGGGAAAGUACAGAAAGAGGAGUCAAUAGAUGCCUUGUCCUGGAUUGACGGCGUUGCCGGUGAGACUGGGGUUAAAUACGAUCCCACCCUCACGCAGCUCCGACUCGCAUAUGCAGCGGUGCAUACAACCAGUGACAUGAUGACGAAGGUGUUAGCUGCAAUAUGUGAGCACGACGAGUUAAUCCAGCCCCUCCGCGAAGAGAUCGCGGCCGUUGUGACAGAGCAUGGAUGGACUGAAGCGGGCCUGGCGAAGAUGAUUCUGCUCGAUAGUGUCUUGAAGGAGACGCAGAGAUUAGAGCCGCUUGCUAGCUUCACCCUUUCGCGUAUAGCCCGCGAGGCCGUUACCCUGAACGACGGCACCCGCGUCCCCAAAGGCACCCAAGCCCGUCUAACAACGGACAACAUGUGGAACUCAGAUAUCUAUCCAGAGGCCGCAAGGUUCAACGGAUACCGCUUCGUGAAGCUUCGAGACCAGGACGUAGCUGGUGGUACGUCAUCUGGUGGCCUCUCGUUUGUCAGCGUCAGCGCCAACCAUAUGGGCUUUGGUUAUGGAAAACAUGCAUGCCCAGGACGAUUCUUUGCAGGCGCAGAAACAAAGAUUGCGCUGUGUCAUAUUCUGCUCAAGUAUGAUUUUGAACUCGUGGAUAAAGGACUUGCAGGGGCGAAGACGGACGGGAUGAUGAUUUGGAGGGAUAAGAGUGCGAUGCUGAGAGUUAGAAGGAGGGAGAAUAUAGGGUUGGAGUUUUGA
Messenger RNA from Aspergillus puulaauensis, 1491 nucleotides. RefSeq names its product cytochrome P450. The record is from RefSeq and is a predicted model, not a curated record. NCBI's taxonomy places the organism in Eukaryota, Fungi, Ascomycota, Eurotiomycetes, Eurotiales, Aspergillaceae. Gene Ontology annotation, molecular function: heme binding; oxidoreductase activity, acting on paired donors, with incorporation or reduction of molecular oxygen; monooxygenase activity. The transcript has 5 exons. Bases 1 to 1491 code for a protein of 496 amino acids.